CAGUAGUGUACAUAGCACAGAUUAUCUAAUAAUUUUUUCAAACCUUCUCAAAUAAAAUCGUUCGCCUUCAAUAAUGAACAAAAUGAAGACUGCCAUAUAUGUGAUAUCACUUUUUUACAUUGUGAAUGCUGACAAGGCCAGACAAUUUCCCGAGAAAUUUUCGUUCGGUGUAGAAUCAUCGGCUUAUCAAAUUGAAGGUGCCUGGAAUGAAGACGGAAAAUCAGAGAACAUAUGGGAUCACUGGAUUCACAGUGACCCAUCACACAUAAGGAAUAAUGAUACUGCCGACGACGCUUGUGGUAUCUACAAUAAUGAUAUAAACGACGCGGUUUAUGUAGAGAUGUCACCUUUUCAGCAUUACCGAUUUCCUAUACCAUGGAGCAGGAUACUGCCAAGUGGAUUUGCUGAUGAAAUCAACAUGAAAGCUGUUAUACAUUAUCAAAACUUGAUUAAAACUUUAUCAAGAAACAACGUGACACUAGUAGUUACCCUCUACUACCACGACUUGCCCCAAUCCUUGCAAGAUAUUGGAGGUUGGACAAAUCCAGCAAUGGCCAAAUACUUUGCGGACUAUGCUCGAGUUUGUUUUCAGUCCUUCCCCAAUGUUGAAUAUUGGAUAACAUUUAACGACCCAAGGGCCACCUGUAGAAGAGGAUAUGGAGAGGGAACUUUUGCACCAGGUAUUAAUUCGGAUGGUGUCGGAGAAUAUUUGUGCGCCUAUACCGUUCUGAAGGCACAUGCUGCAGCUUACCAUUUAUAUAAGGAGGAGUUCAAGGACUUGAAAGGUAAGAUGUCAAUGGCAAUUGAUAUGCAAUGGUCCCAACCGGCUUCAAUCAAUGACUCAGCUGCUGCAGAAAGAAGAAAUGCUUUUGAUUUUGGUUUGUACGCCAACCCCAUCUAUAAAGGAAACUGGCCCCAAGCAGUUAUAGAUAGGGUUGAUUACAGAAGUGAAAAGGAAAAUUUCACAAAAUCUCGCCUCCCGAAAUUCACCGAUGAUGAAAUAGACUACAUCAAUGGUACGUCCGACUUCAUGGCAGUAAAUCUAUUUUACACACAUGUUGUGGAAGAUAUUGAAGAAGCUGUAUUCGGUGAUCCCAGUUAUACGAAGGAUAUGAAAGCAAAAGUAUAUAUAAAUUAUAAUUGGCAUUUGGCAAUCAAUGGGCAACCGAUUGUUCCUUGGAGUGCUAGAAAGACCUUAACUUGGUUAAGUGCAUCUUUCAAUAAUCCUGACAUAUUCAUUACCGGAAAUGGUAUACCAGACGAAAAUACUUCCAUGGAUAAAACGAGAGUUAGUUAUUUUCGGGAUUAUCUCAAUGCAAUACUUGAUGCAAUUGAAGAAGAUGGAGUAAAAGUCUUUGGAUAUACAGCUUAUAGUUUAUUUGACAGUUUUGAAUGGACUGAUGGAUACAGCUACAAAUUUGGUUUCUAUUAUGAAUAUGAAAAUACUAGUACCAGACUUGAUAAAAGUUCUCUAAUAUUUUACAAAAAGUUGAUUAAAACUUACAUCAUACCCGAGGAUGAUACGACCACCACCACCACAACAGUUGCAACUACCACUCCUGAUUCUGCUACAAACAUUGUUUUGUCUCCUAUUCUUAUAUUAGCAGCACUAUUUAUAUUUAAUUUAUUUUAAAUUUUACAAUUAUUAUCGACCAUAGUUUGGAGUGCACAAAUGUAUACAGUCCCUGUUGAAUCUAGUCUAGUCGCCUUAUAACUAAGCAGAGAGAUUCUCAUAAUACUAGGCGCAAGUAAUGAAAACUUAAACAAAUGCUUUAAUUUGAAAUACUUUUGAGUCUGAUAGAAGCUGUUUAAGAACUACAUAUCCUUUAAAUAUAAAAUCUCUCUAUAACCUAGUAAAUAUGUGUUCUUUAAGAUUAUUUAUACUACUUUUUAACAAAAGUCUGAGUCAGAUAAAUACGUAGAUAACUCCCAUUCUCGAUGUUUUCUACUUGUAAAUAAAAUUAUGAAAGUUGUUACUUAGUGUAAGAAUAGUUUAAAGUAGUUUUUUAUUUAACUAUUUAAGUAAAUUAAUGUGAUAAUAAAGAAUUAGUUCUUAAGUUGUUACUGUCAUUGCUACUAUUUAGUACAUUUUUUAAAUAAAAUUGUUUUACUUAU
Messenger RNA from Anoplophora glabripennis (Asian longhorned beetle), 2115 nucleotides. RefSeq names its product myrosinase 1. Gene Ontology annotation, biological process: carbohydrate metabolic process. Gene Ontology annotation, molecular function: beta-glucosidase activity. The transcript is spliced from 8 exons. Bases 74 to 1633 code for a protein of 519 amino acids. The record is from RefSeq and is a predicted model, not a curated record. Lineage: Eukaryota; Metazoa; Arthropoda; Insecta; Coleoptera; Cerambycidae.